AAUUUCACAACAAACAGAACCCACCGAUGAAACAAAUCAUCAUGAAACACCCUUUGCACCCAACACUCCAAAAAAGCAUUUCUAUUCCUCAUCAAAACCUUCCAUCCCAUAAAUUUACAAAUCUUAACUCAAUCCACCUCUCACCCACAACCCCCCCAAAACCAUGAACUACCCUUCUUUCCCUCUCUUUCUCACCACAUUCUCACUAAUCAUCUUUCUUAGAAUAUCCCAAGUCACUACCACCAUCACCGCUACUGCUGCCACCGUCUCUACGACGCUCCCUCCCCAAUUAAUCUCUCUCCUCUCUCUAAAAUCCUCGCUCAACGACCCUCUCAACACAUUCCAUGACUGGAACCUCACUGCCACCGCCACCGUCGCCGCCGCCGCCACCUCAAACACCCCUAGUUCCCAGCCCGUUUGGUGCUCGUGGUCCGGUGUAAAAUGCGACCACCGGGCCUACCAAGUCACGUCACUCGACCUCUCCGGACGCAACCUCUCCGGCACGUUUCCCCUCCAAAUCCGAUACUUAAUGCACUUACAUCACCUCAAUUUAAGCACAAACUCAUUCGACGGUCCUUUCUCCGCCAUCAUCUUCAACCUACCGUUCCUCCGAACUGUCGAUAUUAGCCACAACUACUUCAAUUCGACAUUCCCUCCCGGUAUAUCAAGACUCAAAUCUCUCACUGUCUUCAAUGCCUACUCCAACAGCUUCACCGGCCCUAUUCCACCGGAGAUCACUUCGCUCCGCUCCCUCCGAAUCCUCAACCUCGGCGGAAGCUACUUCGACGGUUCCAUUCCGGCCAGUUUCGGAUAUUUCCCGAAUUUAACAUUCUUAAAUCUCGCCGGAAAUCUUCUUACGGGUCCAAUUCCUCCAGAGAUGGGUUCUCUGCCUCGGCUCGAGCGGUUAGAGAUCGGAUACAACGAGUUUACCGGCGGAGUUCCGGCAGAGUUUGGAAAUUUACCGAAUUUCAAGUACUUAGACAUGUCCUCUGCGAAUCUCUCUGGCCAACUCGCCCCUGAACUCGGCAAUCUGACUACACUCGAGACCUUGCUGCUCUUCAAGAACCACUUUUCCGGUUCCGUGCCGGCGAGUUUCGCGAAAUUACAAGCUCUCAAGGCUCUUGAUUUGUCAGACAACCAACUUUCCGGGCCUAUUCCGGCCGGAAUUUCAUCACUCAAAGAGCUCAUCGUUCUGAGUUUAAUGAACAAUCAACUUUCCGGGCAAGUACCAGAUGGUAUUUCUGAUCUUCCAAAUCUCCAAAUGCUGUUUCUCUGGAACAAUUCACUCACCGGAGCUUUACCGGAGAAAUUAGGAUCGACCCAGAUGUUGCAAAAGCUUGAUGUUUCGUCGAAUUCGCUUUCCGGUCCGGUACCUCCAUAUAUCUGCUUCGGAAACAUGUUACUUAGACUCAUUCUUUUCGGAAACAAAUUCACCGGUGAGCUUCCUUCAUCGCUCGUAAAUUGCACCUCCUUAUCAAGGGUUCGAGUACAAGACAACAAUCUCAACGGUUCAAUUCCAUUUGGGUUUGGUUCUUUGCCCAACUUGACAUACAUAGAUUUGAGUAAAAACAACUUCACCGGUGCAAUUCCUAGAGAUUUCGGCAAUGCGGCCACGUUAGAGUUCUUGAACGUAUCAGAAAAUUCGUUCAACUCCGAGUUGCCGGACAAUAUAUGGAGCGCGCCGAAUUUGCAAAUAUUUUCAGCUUCUUCUUCUAAGCUCACGGGUCGAAUUCCGGACUUCAUUGGUUGUAAAGGCUUGUAUAAGAUUGAAUUAGAAGGUAAUAGUUUGCAUGGAAGCAUCCCUUGGGACAUUGAUCAUUGUGAGAAGCUGAUUUACUUAAAUUUGCGUCAUAAUUCACUUUCGGGGAUUAUCCCGUGGGAGAUAUCGACGCUUCCAUCAAUAACCGAUGUUGAUUUAUCCUACAAUUUCUUGACCGGGACGAUACCUUCGAAUUUCGACAAUUCUAGCACACUCGAAGCCUUCAAUGUUUCGUAUAACAAUCUCACCGGAGAAAUACCCAUGUCCGGGACGAUUUUCCCGAAACUCCAUCCCUCGUCGUUUAUUGGCAACGAAGGUCUCUGCGGAGGAAUCCUCCUAAAGCAGUGUGACACUAACGGUCUCGUCGCCGGAGCUGCGGAGGUCAAGCAACAGCCGAAGAAGACCUCCGGUGCAAUCGUGUGGAUCAUGGCGAUCGCCUUCGGGAUCGCUCUAUUUGUUCUUAUCGUUGCUAGUCGUUGCUUCCGGGCAAACUACAACCGUCGAUUUUCUGGCGAUCGCGAGAUCGGACCGUGGAAGUUAACCGCCUUCCAACGGUUGAAUUUCACGGCGGAUGAUGUGUUGGAGUGCUUAUCAAUGUCUGAUAAGAUCUUAGGGAUGGGAUCUACUGGAACAGUGUAUAAAGCCGAGAUGCCAAGUGGAGAGAUCAUAGCGGUAAAGAAAUUAUGGAGCAAACACAAAGAAACGAUCAGGAGAAGACAAGGUGUGUUAGCUGAAGUCGAAGUGUUGGGCAAUGUGAGGCACCGGAACAUAGUGAGAUUGUUAGGUUGUUGCAGCAAUAACGAGUGCACGAUGCUACUCUACGAGUACAUGCCUAAUGGGAGCUUAGAUGACUUGUUGCAUGGUAAGAACAAGCGGGAUAAUUUGGCGGCGGAUUGGCUGACUCGGUAUAAGAUAGCCUUAGGCGUGGCUCAAGGGAUUUGUUAUCUCCACCAUGAUUGCGACCCAGUGAUCGUUCAUCGUGAUCUCAAACCCAGUAAUAUACUAUUGGACAGCGAAAUGGAGGCUAGAGUGGCUGAUUUUGGUGUGGCCAAGCUAAUCGAGAGUGAUGAAUCUAUGUCAGUCAUUGCUGGUUCCUAUGGCUACAUUGCACCAGAAUAUGCCUACACAUUACAAGUUGACGAGAAAAGUGACAUUUACAGUUAUGGGGUGGUGUUGAUGGAGAUGUUAAUCGGGAAGAGAUCAGUCGACUCGGAAUUCGGUGAUGGCAAUAGCAUUGUGGAUUGGGUGAGGUCAAAAAUGAAGACCAAGGAUGGCCUUUACAGUGUGCUAGACAAGAAUGCUGGAGCAUCAUGUGUUUUAGUGAGAGAGGAAAUGAUGCUAUUGCUAAGGGUUGCAUUACUUUGUACUAGCCGGAACCCUGCUGACCGGCCCUCAAUGAGGGAUGUCGUGUCAAUGCUGCAAGAAGCCAAGCCUAAGCGGAAAUUGCCCGGAAAUGGUGGUGGGCGUGACAAUGCAACUGGUGGUGGUGAUGGCGGUGGUGGUGCUAAUCCUUUGGCACAAAAAGCAACUGUUGAAUGUUAAUAUAAUUGGUUUUAAGGGUUUUUUCUUUAUUUUAUUUUAUUUUAUUUUUUUCAAAUUGUGGGGAUUGGUAUAGGAGAAGUGAUUUUGUUUUGUUUUGUUUUGUUUUGUUUUUAAAUUUGCAAUGGAAUUUCACAAGUGUUGUGAUUUUGCUGGUGAUGUGUUAUGUUGGGCAAUGCUCCUUAACAUCAAGGAUUAGUGUUUCAUUACAUUAAGAUAUAAAUAUUAGUGUUUGUUGCAAUCCUGUUUGAUACAA
Molecule: messenger RNA, 3554 nt
Organism: Camellia sinensis
Lineage: Eukaryota; Viridiplantae; Streptophyta; Magnoliopsida; Ericales; Theaceae
Biological process (GO): protein phosphorylation
Molecular function (GO): protein kinase activity; ATP binding; receptor serine/threonine kinase binding
Source: RefSeq, a predicted model, not a curated record